Messenger RNA from Chenopodium quinoa (quinoa), 1043 nucleotides. RefSeq lists its product as uncharacterized. The record is from RefSeq and is a predicted model, not a curated record. The transcript has a single exon. The coding region runs from base 169 to 756 and encodes 195 amino acids. Gene Ontology annotation, cellular component: plasma membrane. Lineage: Eukaryota; Viridiplantae; Streptophyta; Magnoliopsida; Caryophyllales; Amaranthaceae.
AAGUAGUACAUACUAAAUGUUAAUUCUAACACCAAAAAUGAAGCAAUCUAAGUCCAUUUUCUGAUCCUAUAUAAAAAGAUACAGCUACAAACUGAUAUAAUCAUCAUACCAAACCCCUUGAUUUCGAGCACAUUGUAUUCGUACCUCACCCCCUAAACCUCGAAAAAUAUGGCUGUUCCACAAGGUACUACUACUAGAAAAAGAAGUCCAAUUACACUAUGUGCCAUAUGUUGUCUAGCAUUGAUCGUGAUCGUGGGGCUUGCCAUCCUCAUAACUUGGCUUGCCAUUAAGCCGAAGAAGAUUCAGUACUCUGUUGAUGAAGGGUGGAUCAGGGACUACAACUUGAACAACAGUCGUCUAACAUCCACAUUCAAUUUUGUCAUUAGGACAUAUAAUCCCAACAAUAAGGCCGUGAUAUACUAUGACAGAAUGGAUGUCACAGUGUACUAUCGAGGCCAAAAUGUGUCCUCGGAUCAUAUGGAUCCAUUUCGACAGCCUAAGAAAAAUGUCACCAGGCUUAUGUAUCAGAAAAAUGUUAAGGAUGUCGUACUGUCAUCAGAUUCUGCUCAGCAUCUGAAACUCGAGAGGACUGGUGGACAGGUCGAUCUUGAUGUAAAGAUCAACGCGAAGAUUAGGUUCAAGGUAGGAGCGUUCAAAACACGGCAUUAUAAGUUGAAGGUAUUAUGCUCCCCUGUGGUUGUUAACUUCUCGAAUGAUAAGAGGUUUCAGAAGACAGACUGCGAUGUCGACUACUGAUAUAUAUAUUCUGCACUGAUUAGUUUGAUGUCAUACAUACAUUGGUUUUUCUUUUUCUUCUUCUUUGUUUUCGUUUGUUUUUUUGAUUGAUUGUAUUCUUCGAUUCAUUGGCACUCAUUAGUUUUGUGUGUUUUUGUUGUUUCUUUUCUGAUUUGAACAUUUCUUCUUGUUUUCUUAUGUUUUUGUAAGAGAAAUGAGUUGGGGAUUGUACUGAAGAACAUCAUUUUGCUGUUUGUGUAAAAACUUAUGUUUAAUGAAAUUGUUCAAAUGUUUAAAUGCUUUCAAAA